Molecule: messenger RNA, 2669 nt
Organism: Colletotrichum destructivum
Lineage: Eukaryota; Fungi; Ascomycota; Sordariomycetes; Glomerellales; Glomerellaceae
Product: Putative zn(2)Cys(6) fungal-type DNA-binding domain-containing protein
Exons: 3
Coding region: 661-2181 (506 amino acids)
Biological process (GO): regulation of DNA-templated transcription
Molecular function (GO): zinc ion binding; DNA-binding transcription factor activity, RNA polymerase II-specific
Source: RefSeq, a predicted model, not a curated record
CCCUUGCUUAGGUGCCUUAAAGUUAAUAACAAAGUAUUAAUCUUAGGAUCCCCUAUUUAGAGGAUGCCUUGUGGAUAGACUGGCUAUUAGCAACAGCAUCUAAGGCCUAGUUAACCUUAUACUCAGUAUAUUAGCCCAUAAGGACUAGAAAAGGGUAUAUAGAAAAGAUAAAGCCAUUCAGUUAAGAACUGUAAAUGUUGUAAUGUAAUAAAGUUGGAGAAAACAGGAGGCUGGUGGUGGUAGUGAGGCAUUUUUGGGGGGGCCAAAUGUGGGGGGGGCCAAAUGUGGGUGCUUGACGUUAUCAGGCCAUCGCGGCCCUUUGGGAAUCCCCCAGAAAGAUCUAAAGUGUCUUGCACUAUCAACAUACACCCGAAUACCGAAGGCCAGACAGCAUCCCAUGUCUGCAGGGUUUCAGCUUGCCGGUGCUCGAUUGGACUCUACCUGCCAUUAGCCACGCCAUAAAACCCGAGGUUGACCAGCAUCGCCAACCGACUGGAAAGGCCCUAUCUUUCAAAGCUAUAAAUAACGGUCAUUGGGCAGAAAACUCGAGCCGCUAGGAAAUCAACACUACGCCAAGGCUCAUCUCAUCCUACAAGUGGUCAAGACGACGCCACAUAAUUCUGUCAGGUCCCCCCUAUCCAUCCCCUGUCGAACGACACCAUGACGAGCAAAGUGUCAUUGGCACCGUUGCCAAAGACCACGCUUCCUCGAAAAUCGAGGGUCUGCACGCGGGAGGCGUGCGAAGCGUGUCGAGUAAAAAAGGCAAAGUGUGAUGGAGGAAAACCAUGCUCACGAUGCAGGUUCCGCAACGAGCAGUGCGAGUACCUCGCUCGACCGCACCAGACCAAACGUAGUCUGCAAGCCGAGCUUGAGAGGAUGAAGGAUGCCCAGCACCGACGGGAUACCAUACUCGGCGCGCUCACGGAACCAGGCCAGUCGCAGGAAGUCCUUCGUCGGUUGUGUGGUGGCGAGACGUUCGAGACGAUAUACGAGAGCCUCGACAAUCACGACCUAGCAUCCCCGACUCCCACUCAAACACCCGACGCCCAGAAUCAACCUCGGUCCGUCAAGGCGGAGGAAGCAUCUUGGACUCCGAAUCAGACACCCCUCUGUUCCCCGCCAAUCCUGGAUUACUCCUACUCGCAUGGGUCGGAAGCCAGUCACGUUCGAAGCGCCAUCAGCCAACAUGCCGUUCCGGCCGAGUCGAUGGGCGAUGGUGGUUCAGAUGGGGGAUCGUCGCCGCAUUUCAACGUCUUCAUGCCCAACAACAUGGUCCUCCCGGACCACAUGAAUGAGUAUGGUGCCAUGGACAAUAACAGCAGCAACACAGCCAUGAUGCCGUACGGUGGAUUCAUGGACUGCAGCGCUUGGAUAUUCAACCCAAAUACCAGUUACACCGAUCAACCAUACACGACCACCGCCGCCGACGGCAACGUCAUGAAUCUAUACCCAUGGCAAUCAGGCAUUCCCACCCCUACAUUACCAACUACCGACGACGGCGUUCCUCCAGUCACAGACCAUGGCGGCUGGCCAUUUCCUCCCUUCGUGGUGCCUCAGAUCCCGAGCCCGGGUCAAGCUAGCUUUUUGCAACCGUUGACGCCCUCGUCCCCGAAGAACCACUCGCUCUUGGCAUCUCCUGCCUCUUCACGCGAGCAGACGCACAGCAGCCAGGGCUCAAGCGUCGCCAGCGUCGGUGAAAGCCGGUACCCGACGCCGCCGCCGCCGCCGCCGCCCCCAAAGAGACGGAAAUACGACACCCAGGCCAACAACAAACCCGCCUCCUCGGCCAUCCCGGUCACCGCCGCCGUCGCCAGCGCCAGAACCGACUGCAAGACUGUCGAAAGUGCCCCAGCCGACGAGAAGAAGGCCCAGGUCCAGUUCCCGGAAGGGCAGACGCCGCCGCACGACCGCGAGCGCCACAGACGAGCCUCGGCGCGCAACUGGCAGAAGCAGAAGCAGCAGAGCGCCGAGCUCGAGGCGGCGAUGCGCGUCGCCGAGGACCGCAACCGCAUGCUCCACCGGGAGUUCGCCGAGAUCGCGAGCCAGGUCAUGGACGCCAAGAACGCGCUCAUAGCGCACGCCCAGUGCAACCACCCGGCCAUCAACAGCUGGCUGCGCUGCCACGCGACCGACUACGUCCUCAACAAAGGCGCCGCGGCGGAUAGAAAGCGAAAGGAGUAAACAGGUUGAAAGAAGGGGGGGUGUCAACGUAGCCGGCGGGACGUGGAUGAACACACCAUGUAUAUGUGUGUGUGUGUUUGUGUCCAUUGCUUGGACAAUAUCAUUCUGGAAUAUGUCCAUUUAAUUAGGUGGGCGGCGUAUACGACUAUUGAAAACUUCUCAGACGAGGGAACAUGAGUAACAUGGGUUCUUGAGUCAGGACAACGGGGCGCGGGAGGGAUAUCACGGCUCGCGGGGUGCGUGGCCUUUGGCGAUCUUUCCAAACGAGGCGUUCAACACUGGCAAUUCACCCACCGAAUGGGACAAGCGAUGAGGUCUUGAAAGUUACGCCGUAAUAACGCGUAUGGAUAUUAUAUUAUGGCAGGUUUUCUUUUUGGGGGGAGGUUGCUCCUGCUGUUUCCCUUCUUCUUUUCACAUUUCAAGAUAUGUCUUCUUGGUGUGGUGCAGUAGCCCUGUUAUUAAUGAUCAUGACAAACAACAAAAUCAUC